ACAACAUGGUUGCAAAUGUCGAGGCCUGGUGAACUUUGCUCAGUUAAAAUAGUUGUUUAUCAGCAAAGUGACCCAUAUUCGGCCAAAACAAGACAACAAAAUAUAUGGUUCAUAAUGGUUGCCCAUUUUGUAACCGUAUUGUUAACUGGUUUUAUCAUUUAUACAGCAUGGGCUCCUGGUGCAAGUUUAUUUUCCUGGCAUCCAACGUUUAUGGCUAUAGCAUUUAUGAUGUUAAUGUUUGAAGGAAUAUUGAUGUUUUCGCCCCAGAGUUCACUGGUUGUAAAUUGGUCUCGUUCAUCUAAAGUAACUGCUCAUUGGAUAUGCCAAACAACGGGUGUAGUUUGUGCUUUACUCGGAUUGGCUGCUAUUUUGUAUAACAAACACUUGAAGGACAAACCACAUUUCACAACUUGGCAUGGUCUAUUAGGAAUUAUUACAGUAGCUUUUGCCUGUUUUGAACUCUUAGGAGGACUGUGUGUUAAAUAUAGCCAAACUUUGUUGAAAGGCAUUAAGAUCCGAUUGGCCGAUUUAAAAAUGUACCAUGCUACAGCUGGAUUAGUGCUCUUUAUUUUAGCUUGUGUUACAACCAUAUUAGGCAUGUUUUCUAACUUCUACACAAGAAAUGUUCAAGGAACAUCGUAUUAUAUGUCGAUUGCUUGCGUAGCCUUGAUUUCUCUUAUAAUUACAAAUCAAGUCACGCAGUCUUUUCUCCCAAAAGUCAACAAACGAUAAUAAUAGUCAGAGAUCAUUAAUGUAUUCUCUUUGCAUAAUUCUUAAGGUUUAAUGUGGAACAAUUUUACACUUUAAUUUUAAGUUCAAUGAUUCUUCUUUUUUUUAGUAUGUUUAUUUAAUUUUUGUUAUUAUUAUCAGUAUACAUAAUACUUUAUUGUUGUUACUUGUUGAUUGCUAUAUACUUAAUUAAUGUGUUUACAUUGGCCAAAAGGUACUGUAAUGUACUAAUUGUUUCUGUUAAAGCCUCAACAUAGUGCUAGAAGACCAAUAGUCAUUUGCCUUAUUUUAACAAAACUAUGAUUUGAAAAGUAAAUCAGACAAGUAAAACAAACUACCUUGAUGAAUUUAUUAUCCUUUGGAUGGUGGCGUCAAAUCCAUUCAAAAUAAUAUGGAUUGUAGAUGGCCAAAAAUAACAUUAUAUCGAUUUUAAUAAUUUUUAAACCAGUAUGACUCUGGUAUGAUUACUUUUAGUUGUGUGUGAACUGUGAGUCUAUAAUUGUGUUGAUGAUUACGUGUCACAGAUUCAUACUGAUUCUUAAAGUUCACAUGCUGGUACUAAAAUAUUAAGUGCAGGGGAACUGCACCACAAAUAAACAAAUAUACAGGGGUGUGUGGGUGGGGUGGGGGGUCCUAGUCAUAAGCGCCCACUGCACCAAUCUGAUUGAAAUACAGAUCUGUAUUUCGUUUCGUUUUUAUACUUCCAUUGGCCUACACUACAUGAAUAUCUGACCGGUUAUAGUGAUAGGUCACGUCAGAGGUCAUACGAGCGGCUUUUGACCCUAUGACGUCAGACAUUUGAUUAACCAAUCAGCAUUGAUGUUACUAGUGAAUUACCCACAGUUCUGUGCAAAACACGUCUAAAGCUCGGCGUAACAGACCAUUUCAUUGGCUAAUCCCUCACAUUAUCCAGAACACGUCAAUGAUAACAACUCUUCCAGAUCCUAGUGUAGUAAAGACAAGUAAAACAAAAUUUUGAACUAUAAAAAACGAAACGAAAUAGGAUCUGUGCACUGUACAGUCCCAGGCCUGUAGUGAUAUGGCAGAAUUCACUCAAAAUGAAAAACAAACUAAUAAGGGAAUAUUUCCAAAGAGAAUUAUGAUUUUUUCUAAAUCUGUCCCCAUCCAGGUCGAGAAUUAUUUAUACAAGGUAUUUCUACCUAGAAUUUCCUUUUUUAGUAAUUGGGUUAUUAUCUUUCUUUACUUCAAUCAGUAUUAUAUGUAUCAUUAUUAUUGAUAUUCAAUUUGAAGUAUGUGUUCUCACCAUUUUUCAUGUAGCUGUAGAUAUAUUGCUAGCCUGGAGGUCGGGUGUUCGAUCCCUGCAUUGGCUGAGACAGUUCAUCCAGUUUUUCCGGCGUGGUCCCCCCUUGUCAGUGAUGCAGAACCUAGGGCCUGACAAGGACAGCUAGCUGUCAAGUUAUUCAGAUGGGACGAAAACUGAGGUCUGGUGUACACAUUAGCGUGCAUGUAAAAGAUCCCUUGACAGUUGGAAUUUGAUAUAAGAGUAGGCCGUAGUGCAAAAUUUCCCUCAUAGCACACUGUAUGGCGUAUGCCCAUCUUCGUUAGCCCAGUUUGGAGUAGGACGUUAAACCCCAUUUCAUUUCAUUUCAUUUCAGAUAUAUUUAUGGUUAUACAUACCUGUAAUUUUAAUACUCAGUGGAAAUAUUCAUAUUUGAAGUAAAUUGUUCUAAAAUAUUAUAAUACCAAAAAGAAAGAAAAUUAAUGAAAAGAAAGUUUGUGAAUGUAUAAUUAAGACUUACAUGUUUUAUUAUUUAUCUUUUUUUCUAAAAUAUUUUAUUCAUCUUUUUUCCUGGGGAAAGAAUGGAGGACAUUCAAAGUCUAUAUGAGCUAAAUAAGCAGAUGUGACUUAAGAUAAUUUUACCAGGAACAAACCCCUUACCUCUCUGUGGCCGAACAAAAGUUUUUAAUAGAUCAAAUAUUGUUAUUUUAUUUUAAUAUUAAAUGCAUUUUUUACUUACUUAAACAGACUUGAUCAUUUUGAUUCUAUGAAAUUUUCUUCCAAUGGAGUGAUCAAAUUCUGAUAAUUUAUAUUAACUUUAAAUGUGCCAGUACUAAUUAUUAUGAAUAACAUGAUUUGGAUAUGUUGGGGAGAAGAAUAAAUUUUCUUUGUAACAAUGA
Messenger RNA from Patella vulgata (common limpet), 2868 nucleotides. Its product is annotated as transmembrane reductase CYB561D2. Gene Ontology annotation, molecular function: transmembrane monodehydroascorbate reductase activity. The transcript is spliced from 3 exons. Bases 16 to 732 code for a protein of 238 amino acids. NCBI's taxonomy places the organism in Eukaryota, Metazoa, Mollusca, Gastropoda, Patellidae. The record is from RefSeq and is a predicted model, not a curated record.